CAUUUCGUUCCUGUCCUGUCUCUAACAUCUAAGAGGAGUCACACAAAUUUUGCCACGCACUCUCUUUCUUUCUUUUUUCUAUUCUGUGGUCUUUGUUUGUUAUACCGUACAAAACCAAAACAAGACCCAAAACGAAACAACCUGUUUGGUUCCUUACAACAAACCAAAACAAAGCAAAGUCCUUAGUUGAACUUUAAUCUUCCUUGUCCAUCCCAGUUGGACUUCCACCUCACCGUUUUUCGCCAUCUUUCGUAGCGCCAUUGAAACAGUUAUCAGAACUUGAUCUGAUCACAAGUCUUUUGGUUUGGUGGCACUGAAAGGGAAGUUUUUCUGAGUGAUCUGGAUGGGAACUGGAGAAGAAAGCACGGCUAAACCUUCUAAACCAACUUCUUCUACUCAGAUACCGUUGGCACCUUCGUCAUAUCCUGAUUGGUCAAGCUCCAUGCAGGCUUAUUAUGCUCCUGGAGCCACUCCCCCUCCUUUUUUUGCCUCAACUGUUGCUUCCCCAACUCCACACCCUUAUUUGUGGGGAAGCCAGCAUCCUCUAAUUCCACCAUAUGGUACUCCUGUUCCAUAUCCAGCUAUGUAUCCUCCUGGGAGUGUCUAUGCUCAUCCUAGCAUGGCAGCGACUCCAAGCGCCAUACAGCAUGGUGCAGAGUUUGUAGACAAGGGACCUAAUGAAAAAAAUGGGGUUGCUGCUAAAAAUCUGAAGGGAACAGCUAGAAAUACUGGUUCCAAAGCAGGAGACAAUGGAAAGGCACGCUCAGGGUCAGGAAAUGAUGGAAUCUCACAAAGCUCUGAAAGUGGAUCAGAGGGAUCUUCAGAUGCCAGUGAUGAGAAUUCUAACCAACAGGAAUCAGCUACAAACAAGAAGGGGAGCUUUGACCAAAUGUUUGUUGAUGGAGCCAAUGCACAGAACAAUUCUGUGGGUGGAAUUUCUCAAUCUUCCACGCCUGGAAAGCCUGUUGUGUCAAUGUCUGCAAGUAAUCUUAAUAUUGGAAUGGACUUAUGGAAUGCAUCUCCUGCUGGUGUUGAAGCUGCAAAAAUGAGACAUAAUCAAUCUGCUGCCUCGGGAAAUGUUGCUCCUUCAACCAUAAUGGGACGUGAAGUCGCACUUGGUGAACAGUGGAUACAAGACGAACGUGAGCUGAAAAGACAGAAGAGAAAACAGUCUAACAGAGAAUCAGCUAGGAGGUCAAGGUUACGCAAGCAGGCUGAGUGUGAAGAGUUACAAAAGAGGGUGGAUUCACUGGGAAAUGAGAAUCGAAAUCUGAGAGAAGAGCUUCAGAGAGUAUCUGAAGAAUGCGAGAAGCUUACAUCUGAAAAUAAUUCUAUCAAGGAAGAGUUGGAACGAUUGUGUGGGCCAGAAGCUGUUGCUAACAUUGAAUAAAUCUGCUUUUUAUUAUCAUGCUAAAGGCAACCAUAAACUCCUAGAAGAGCAAAUUUGCAGCUGGGACUUGAUCAAUGGCCUAAUUGAGAAUAGGAUAUAAUUUUUCAUUUUGUUUACUAAUCGAUACCAUUAACCCUCAAUUGUGAUUCCCCUGAUGUUUUAGACGCCAAUUGUUGUAAUGUUCAUCUGUGCGGAAGAAUAGAUAAAUUGUAGGCUGAUUGAGCGCUUACGCUCAGAAUUUAGUUUGGCAACUGAAGCAGCGUGUAAGUUUAACUGUUGACCCACUUUUUUCGUGUAGUAUUUAUAUUUGUGCUGACUGAAGAUGCAGGGGUUCCUAUCGGAAGUUAGUCACCAUUGCCCAUCAUUGGAGUGUUGAGAAUCACUGCGGUGAGAUCAGUUUUACCUAUGUUUUUUUUCCCCUAACAUCAAUUGUACCUAAUUUUACCUAUCAAAUUCACUUUAAGUAC
Messenger RNA from Gastrolobium bilobum, 1857 nucleotides. Its product is annotated as G-box-binding factor 1. The record is from RefSeq and is a predicted model, not a curated record. The transcript has 12 exons. Gene Ontology annotation, cellular component: nucleus. NCBI's taxonomy places the organism in Eukaryota, Viridiplantae, Streptophyta, Magnoliopsida, Fabales, Fabaceae. Bases 344 to 1390 code for a protein of 348 amino acids. Gene Ontology annotation, biological process: regulation of DNA-templated transcription. Gene Ontology annotation, molecular function: DNA-binding transcription factor activity; sequence-specific DNA binding.